Molecule: messenger RNA, 8338 nt
Organism: Bombyx mori (domestic silkworm)
Lineage: Eukaryota; Metazoa; Arthropoda; Insecta; Lepidoptera; Bombycidae
Product: cytoplasmic aconitate hydratase
Exons: 22
Coding region: 391-3069 (892 amino acids)
Biological process (GO): citrate metabolic process; tricarboxylic acid cycle
Cellular component (GO): cytosol; mitochondrion
Molecular function (GO): iron-responsive element binding; aconitate hydratase activity; 4 iron, 4 sulfur cluster binding
Source: RefSeq, a predicted model, not a curated record
GGGUAGAAACAACCGUGCCAGAACGCAGUGGGUCACACUUUGACAUUCCAUGAGGACGGAACGUCAUUCCUUCAUUCCUCUGUUGAGGGUCGCCCUUUAUUACUUGAUUUUUGUGUGGUCCAAAGUAUGAACUUGUCAAGAUCGUUAUGGCGGGAACGGAAUUACAGCGCCUACUAAGAGAGGCGAUACUUGAAGUGGUGUCGGGAGGGGGGCUACGUCACCGCAACUCAUAGCCGUCAAGUCAGUCAGUGUCAGACCAUAAAAACUCGUGGUUGAAUACUGUGACGUGAAUUGAUACAAAACCUAAUCUCAUUAAAUACUCGAUUAACAUAAACUGAACCAUAAUCAAUCUCUAGUGUUAUUGGCGACGUGACUUUUCGGCUAUCAACUAUGGCUGGAUCCACGAAUCCUUACCAGAAGCUGCUGAAGACGAUUGAAAUUAACGGCUCUACUUACACCUACUACGAUGUAUCAGCCCUUGGACCUAAAUACGAUCGUCUCCCGUUCAGCAUCAGGGUACUUCUCGAGUCAUGCGUGAGGAACUGCGACAACUUCCAGGUCUUGGAGAAGGAUGUCAGCAACGUCCUGGACUGGGAGUCGAAGCAGGGCAACGAGGAAUCCGUGGAGAUCGCCUUCAAACCUGCCAGGGUUAUUUUACAGGACCUGACAGGCGUACCAGCGGUGGUAGACUUCGCGGCGAUGCGUGACGCCGUGAAGGACCUGGGCGGUGACCCGGACAGGAUCAACCCGAUAUGCCCCGCUGACCUGGUCAUAGACCACUCCGUGCAGGUCGACUUCGCGAGGACACCUGACGCUCUGAACAAGAACCAGGACUUGGAGUUCGUGAGGAACAAGGAGAGGUUUCAGUUUCUGAAGUGGGGAGCGCAGGCCUUCGACAACAUGCUCAUAGUCCCGCCGGGCUCCGGGAUCGUGCACCAAGUGAACUUGGAGUACCUGGCGCGCGUGGUGUUCACCGGCCCGCUCCUGCACCCCGACUCCGUGGUCGGCACCGACAGCCACACCACCAUGAUCAACGGGCUGGGAGUCGUCGGGUGGGGAGUGGGAGGCAUCGAGGCGGAAGCCGUGAUGCUGGGACAGGCGAUCAGCAUGCUGCUGCCCAAAGUCGUCGGCUACAAGCUCGUUGGAGAACUGAACCCGUUAGCCACGUCCACCGACCUGGUGCUCACGAUAACGAAGCACCUGCGCUCGCUGGGCGUGGUCGGCAAGUUCGUGGAGUUCUUCGGUCCCGGGGUGGGGGCGCUGAGCAUCGCCGACCGCGCCACCGUCGCCAACAUGUGCCCAGAGUUCGGGGCCACACUGGCGCACUUCCCGGUCGACGCGCGCUCGCUGGAGUACCUGCACCAGACCAACCGUCCCAAAGAGAAGAUCGACGUGAUCGAAUCGUACCUGCGCGCCACGAAGCAGUUCAGGGACUACACCAAUCCCGAACAAGAUCCCGUGUUCUCAGAGGUGGUGGAGCUGGACCUGGGAGACGUGGUGACGUCCGUGAGCGGGCCCAAGCGGCCCCAGGACCGCGUGUCCGUCGCCAUCAUGAAGAAGGACUUCCAGGACUGCUUAACCAAUAAGGUCGGCUUCAAAGGCUACGGCCUGAGUCCGUCCCAGCUGUCCGCCUCCGGGGACUUCACAUACAGCGACGGAAAGACUUACACCAUCACCCACGGCUCUGUUAUCAUAGCGGCCAUAACUUCGUGCACGAACACGUCCAAUCCAAGCGUGAUGCUCGGAGCUGGGCUCCUCGCAAAGAAAGCCGUUGAGAAUGGACUAUCCGUUCUUCCGUAUAUCAAGACAUCGCUGUCUCCGGGCUCCGGAGUGGUCACGUAUUAUCUAAGGGAGUCUGGGGUGGUCCCGUACCUGGAGAAGCUCGGCUUCAACACGGUGGGCUACGGGUGCAUGACCUGCAUCGGCAACUCCGGACCCAUCGACGACAACAUCGCGAACACCAUCGAAAAGAACGAGCUAGUCUGCUGCGGCAUCCUGUCCGGGAACAGAAACUUCGAGGGCCGCAUCCACCCGAACACCAGAGCCAACUACCUGGCGUCUCCGCUGCUCGUCAUAGCCUACGCGCUGGCCGGGACCGUGGACGUGGACUUCGAGACCGAACCAUUGGGGAAGCGCCCCGACGGCUCGGCGGUGUACCUGCGCGACAUCUGGCCCACCCGCGCGGAGAUACAGCGCGUCGAGAACCAGUUCGUCAUCCCCGGGAUGUUUAAGGAGGUGUACGCGCGGAUCGAGCAGGGCUCGGCGGCGUGGCAGGCGCUGGACGUGCCGCGCGGCCGCCUGUACAGCUGGGACGCGAACUCCACCUACAUCAAGAAGCCCCCAUUUUUCGACGGAAUGACCAAGGAGCUGCCGGCGGCGACGAGCGUGCGGGGCGCGCGCUGCCUGCUGCUGCUGGGCGACUCGGUGACCACGGAUCACAUCUCGCCGGCGGGAUCCAUCGCGCGGAACUCGCCAGCAGCGAGAUACCUCGCGCAGCGCGGGCUGACAGCCAGGGAGUUCAACUCGUACGGAUCUCGGCGCGGGAACGACGCGGUGAUGUCCAGGGGCACGUUUGCGAACAUCCGCAUCGUCAACAAGAUGGCGCCGGCCCCCGGACCCAAGACCACGCACCACCCCUCCGGUGACGUCAUGGACAUCUUCGAUGCUGCCGAGAGAUACGCGUCAGAGGACGUCCCCCUCAUUGCCAUCGUCGGGAAGGACUACGGAUCCGGGUCCAGCCGGGACUGGGCGGCCAAAGGACCUUACCUCCUGGGCAUAAAGGCGGUGAUAGCGGAGUCGUUCGAGCGGAUCCAUCGCUCGAACCUGGUCGGGAUGGGUCUCCUCCCGCUGCAGUUCCUGCCCGGGGAGAGCGCGGCCACGCUCGGGCUGACGGGGGCGGAGCGCUACGACAUCAUCCUGCCGCCCGCGCUGGCGCCCGGCCAGACCGCGACCGUACAGGUGGACAACGGCACCUCGUUCCAGGUGGUCGUACGGUUCGACACGGAAGUCGACCUGACCUACUUCAAGAACGGCGGCAUCUUGAACUACAUGGUGCGAAAGAUGCUUUGACUCCAUCCGGCGCAGCCUCCACCGCGACCGAAGCUCAGCGAUGACUCCGGACUCCACCAGACCGGUCAUGCCGCUUGUAACACGAAGACAUUAGCGGAUGAAGGGGUUAAGUACCGUUUUUAACACUAAUCAUACCAACACUUACUGGUACCUAUUUCUACCACAACGGGUAGAUAGCAGUACCCAUACUACAAGUAUUACCCAAAAUAAGCAAAACAAGAUAACAAAAAAAAGUAUGAUAACUGUUGAUUAAUUGGUUAGAAAAAGUCGUGAAGUCAAGUGUGCAAAAGCAAUAAGAUGAUACCUGCAUUUUUACUAAAAAAGUUCAAAAUGGAUCAUUUGACCCGUUAUGGUAUGUUUAGUGUUAAGGUUUUUGGGUUUUUUACAUUGAUAAGUGGCUAUAAACCAUAUUAGACCUUAAAAAACCAAGUUUGAAAGCUACAAAGAUACGAAGAUAAAGUACAGUAGAUUGGGGGAAAUGGAGACCAGAAUUAGAAUAGGGACAAAUCAGGGAUGUCACAAUACUUUUGUUGAGUUGUUAAAUUUAAUUUUGUUGAACCGAAAAUGACUUUUAUUUAUUUAGUGUUUAAGAAUAUUAAAUAGUUUAAUUUUAAUCAUCAAUGAUUUGUAAUUCAUUAAAGAUAUUAAAAAGUUAAUUAAAGUUAGGUACCUACCUAACAACCAAAUAGUGCCAGCCCUAUCGAAAAAUGCUAAUGUCCCCAUACGUAACCUGAUUCACCCCAAAGCCAAGGUGAAUCGGGUGAAACUAGUAUUUUUCAGUUUUGUGUAUAUUUGUAAUUAACUAUGUAUAAUAACGCAUCGUAUAUAAAAAUUUAAGCAUCCGGAACCAUUUUAAUCUCAAUUUUAUUGGUAUUAAUUACCCUAAGAAAAACCAUUGAAAAUUUGUGUUGGAUUUGAAAAGGGUCCCGAUUUCCCCCAAUCUACGGUAACAAAAGUUUGUUAUCCGUUUUCUCUGAAUCAACAAAUUGUAUCAUAUCCCCUUCAUCCACUCAUGUCUUUGUAUAAGCGCGUUGGGUCUUUUUUUAAGGGAUGUUAUGACCUGUUAAUUGACCUUUAGGUCAUGUCUAUUUUAAUUUAUAUUCUUAUUUUAAUAAAAAAUGAUAAUAUGGAGUGAAAUGAAAUGAAAUGAAGAAUUUGAGACAUUAAUCAACUGAGAUGAUAUUAAAUAAAAUGAGAUGAGAUGAUAUGAUGGAUAUGAAAUAUAAUCUAAGUAAAAUGGUGGUCAUUUACUGAGAUUUUUUCAGUAGACUUUUUGGAGGAUCCCGAGAAGUUACGUCCAGCGACUUUGUUUUAUUUUCCCACAUUUGUGCGCUUUCACAGAUAUUAAACAGUUAAUAAAUAACGGUUAUUACACAUUUGAACCUGAAGAAACACUAAAUAGACAAAAUAAAACAAAUCACACAACUUCACUCCUCGCGUUCCCGCCAAAAAGUCUUCUCGAAAUUGACAAAUUGUAUCCCCCUUCAUCCACUCAAGUCUUCGUAUAAGCGAGCCCGCGACUCUUAACACUGCUAAUAAACUACCCUCAAAACAAUGUAAUACUUCAUACGCGUUCCUAUGUCGCGUUAGGACUGUGAUGGAACUUCAGUCGAAGUAAGGUAAACAAUAAUAAGUAACAAAGUUAAUUGUAAAAAUAUUAUUACGCGCUGGGGUUCGGAAUAAAUAAAAAUUAUACCGAAGUAUAAAUUAAAACUGUAUUAACACUUAGAACAUUAAAAUUCUUAAUUCCAUCUUCCGUUUCGCUUCGAUUAGAAGCAAUUACUAACUGCCUUCGUGUCAUCUCUGCAAUGCUUUUACAGUCGAUACGACAUCCCCAGAAUUAUCGAGAACAUUCCUCACAAGUCGAGUCGUGUGUUUCCGCUAUCUGACAAUAGAUGGCGUUGUACUUAUCGAGCGUUCUAGAUGCUACUAGUUCCUUUGACAUUUGUUUUUGCUAUUUGACGAUAGAUGGCGCUACUCUUACCGGCGUAACAAUAUAUAAUGAAUGUUCUAAAAAUGAUUGAACUAUAAUAAAAUACUUAAUUGCGAACUAAAGAAAAAAUUACUAUUUAUGAAAAAUCCUUUUUAAAAAAGUAAAUGAGUAUAUAUAUAUUUUUUAAACUAAAAAUACUUUAUAUAAAAAUUAUAUAAAAAAGGUUUUUCUUUACAUAGCUACAUAAUAUGUUAUUUACAUAUACAAAUGUAUCAGCUCAUGGGUCUCUUUAAAAAAAUCAUACAAGAAGAUUUGGAUUUUUUUUAAAUAAUAUUUAAAUAGUACCUACAACUAACUAACAGUCUUGCUUACUAAAUACUAAAUUUAUUAAAAUCUAAUUAACUAUACUUAAAAAAAUAUAUAUUUUAAAAAUACAUAUUUUUUAUAUAUCAUUAUUAUAUUAUUAUGGAAGUUGUUUUUGAAGUCGUUGUGGCCUAAAGGAUAAGACGUCCGGUGCAUUCGUAUGUAGCGAUGCACCGGUGCUCGAAUCCCGCGGGCGGAUACCAAUUUUUCUAAUGAAAUACGUACUCAACAAAUGUUCACGAUUGACUUCCACAGUGAAGGAAUAACAUCGUGUAAUAAAAAUCAAACCCGCAAAAUUAUAAUUUGCGUAAUCACUGGUGGUAGGACCUCUUGGGAGUCCGCACGGGUAGGUACCACCACCCCGCCUAUUUCCGCCGUGAAGCAGUUUCGGUUCGAAGGGUGGGGUAGCCGUUGUAACUAUACUGAGAUCUUAGAACUUAUAUCUCGGGGUGGGUGGCGCAUUUACGUUGUAGAUGUCUAUGGGCUCCAGUAACCACUUAACACCAGGUGGGCUGUGAGCUCGUCCAACCAUCUAAGCAAUAAAAUAAAAAAAGUUGUCGAUAAUAUAAAUUCAAUGAUUUUCUAAAAUUAAAUCUAGUAGCUUAUACGGAAAAUGUAUAUAAAACAUAAUAGUCUACAUUAUAAAGGUUUUUAAUAUUAAAAUGUUAAAUCGAUUAAAAUUACUUUACAAAUAAUAAAAUCGAUUGUUUCCUGUUGAAAUCGAUUCGAAUUUUUGUUACACGAAUAAGUAUGAGGCCGCAAUAAACUUAACUAAGCGAGCAUUUUUAUACAGUUUAUAAUUCGACGCUUGAAAGGCAAAAGUGACUAAGCGACAAUAACUGCUUUGUACAUAAAUGAUAGGCAAUAACCAUAUUCGAAGCGCAAAAAAUAUAUAUUUCUAGGUCUAUUAAAAUUAUUUCAAUCCUACAGCUACUAGCUAGAUUCUACUACAGCUGGAUUCGUUAAAAUAAUAUAUAAUAAUAUUUUGAAGUCGUCGUGGCCUAACGGAUAAGACGUCCGGUGCAUUCGUGUUGAGCGAUGCACCGGUGUUCGAAUCCCGCAGGCGGGUACCAAUUUUUCAAAUGAAAUACGUACUCAACAAAUGUUCACGAUUGACUUCCAAGGUGAAGGAAUAACAUCGUGUAAUAAAAAUGAAACCCGCAAAAUUAUAAUUUGCGUAAUUACUGGUGGUAGGACCUCUUGUGAGUCCGCGCGGGUGGGUACCACCACCCUGCCUAUUUCUGCCGUGAAGCAGUAAUGCGUUUCGGUUUGAAGGGUAGGGCAGCCGUCGUUACUAUACUUGAGACCUUAGAACUUGUAUCUCAAGGUGGGUGGCGCAUUUACGUUGUGGAUGUCUAUGGGCUCCAGUAACCACUUAACAUCAGGUGGGCUGUGAGCUCGUCCACCCAUCUAAGCAAUAAAAAAAAAAAAAAAAAAAAAAAAAAAAAAUUUUGUUUUCAGGUAUUUCAACUUUAAAUUAGUCUACUGUAAAGUUCACGCAUUGGCGCUUAGUCACGUUUGCCUUUCAAGCGUCGAUAUAUUCCAUUUUAUUUUGUUGUAAAAGUUAUUUCAACUAACCUUAUUUAUAAGUCAGAGAAACCACAUUAUUAACACCAUCGUCAGACAGGGGCGAAUAGGAUGAUCGAGCUAAGAGAAAUAUUGAGUGCACCAAUCACGUUUCUUAUCUUAGAACAAUUUAGAAAUCUUCUCUUGACGUUAGCAAACGAAAACGAUUGACAGUUCUUAGGACGGAGGCCCGGUCUUCAAGAAGGCUAGUUGGUAAGUGUGAUGGCGUCUACGCGCCUCCAUCGGCUAGGCUCUGUCGUAGCACGAAGUUAGCCGAGUUCCGACGAUACCGCAAUCGGGCUGCCAUCUCUCGGGAAUCGUGCUGCAUUUCGUUUAGCUAACAAACUAAUGACCGUCUCCGACAUAUAUUGUUCAUAAACUUUAUGAUGUGCCACAGAAUAAAGUAAAGUUAACUGGCCAGUUGAUUUUUGUAUAACAACGCCAUCUGUAGGUCGGGUAUCAGGGAGGUGGCGGCAUUUACGUUGUAGAUUUCCGUGGACUCCGGUUACCACUUAACACCAGGUGGGCUAAGUAAUAUCCACCCAUCUAAGCAAUAAAAAAAAAGAUUUGUAAACGCCGCGGCUAUUUCUGAAAAAGAACAAAAUGUAAUCAGUAUGCUUAAUGCGAGUUUUUUAACGUUUUCGAUAGCGUAAAAGUUAACUCAAAUCUGUAUGGAGUAGGAACAGCGCCUCUAGCGGCUAACAUAGGCAAACGUUCCAACUCUUGUAUGGAGUUCGAGUAUUCGAGUUAACUUUUACGCUAUCGAGAACGUUAAGAAACUCGCACUAAGCACACAGCUGACGCACGAGGUCAAUGAACUCGCAGUUUCUUGCGUUAUAAAAACGGUUCGCUUCACAUUGCUGGCUCAAUAUUAAAGUGAAUUAUAUCUGAACAAAUGUAUUUGUUGUCGAAUUAAGGGUAGGUUUAUUUUCAAUAGUAGGGUUAAAGGGUUUUAAAUGUAUUUAAAUACUUCAUUCGAGGCCGUCAGCGCAAAAGUGGCCUAACCUACCCUCAUAAUCAUGUUUAUUAUGUAUAUUGCAAUGUAUUUAAAAUAUAAUAAAUAUUGAUACAAAACCGACCUAUCCAUAGUUUCACCCAUAGACAACAGAUGGCUUUGUAAACAAUAUUUUUGUGCCUACCUACCUUCUUACCUACUGAAAUUAAAAUACAAGAAACCAUAAACCUCAUUGCUCCAUAAUGACUUUAGUAAGCUUAGGCCAGUUUUGCGAUGACUGUCUCAUUUAUGAAUAGGUUGUUGUGAAUUUUAUGCAGUUUCAAAUUUAUGAAACUGAAUUACACGUAUGUCUGUCUGUUUAUAAAAAUGUCAUUUUAUAUGUUAGUAUUAUAAGGGGUUGGUUAAUAAAAAAAUAAAUAUAUAUAUAUAUACAUAAAUAUAAUUUUUGGUAA